AUGGACAAGCCUAUAGAACCCGAGAAGCAGGAACACCUCGAAGAUGUCGACAUCGACACGGUCAAAAACCAUGAUGAGACGCUACAAGAGCACGGGGAGAUAGACGUCUAUGACGAAAAGUACAACAAGAAACUCAACCGGCAACUAGACCUACGCGUUCUACCUCUGUGUUGCUGGGUAUAUCUCUUGAAUUUUCUUGAUAGGGGAAACAUUGGUAAUGCUCGCGUGCUCAACACAGAGACAGGCGACGACAUGCUCAGUAAUACGGGCCUGACACCUCACGGCUACGCUCUGACCGUCACUCUCUUCUCCGUCGCGUAUGCCGUGUUCGAAGUACCAAGCAACUUCGUUAUGAAGCACUACAUCCGACCUUCUAGAUGGCUCGGCAUCCUUCUUUUCGCUUGGGGAGCCUUAACGAUUGGGUUUGCGGGUGUACAGAACAGUGCUACGAUCAUCGCUUUGAGGUUCUUGAUCGGAGUCUUCGAAGCCGGUUUCUUUCCUGGAAUUGUCUACUUCAUCACGAUCUGGUACCGCUAUAACGAGCGGGCUGUUCGCAUCGCUCUCGUCAUCGCGUUCUGCAACCUUGCUGGUGCCUUCGGAGGCGCCAUCGCAUUCGGAGUCGGCCAUAUCAACGGAGCGGCAGGUCUUGAAGGAUUCCGCUGGCUCUUCAUCAUCGAAGGAAUUAUCACCCUACUAUCGGCGUUCCUUCUGUGGUUCUUCCUGCCCGACUACCCAGCUAGAGCGAAGUGGCUCAGCAACGCCGAAAAGAAAUUCGCUAUUGAUCGUCUGGCUGACCGAGGCGGUGGAUAUAAUCAGGAACAUGCUAGCAAGAAAGAGAUUUUGGACACCUGCUUCAGUCCACGCAUGCUGCUACACUACAUUGCGUAUGUAGCCGACGUCGUUCCUCAGGGGUCAUUCACGUUCUUUACGCCCACUAUCGUUACCGGACUAGGCUACGAGUCCAUUCAUGCACAACUUCUGACUGUCCCACCAUGGGUCGUGGGCUUCUUCGUAGCCAUCACAAUCUCUUACUCUGCGGACCACUUCAACGCUCGUGGGUGGCAUAUCACCAUCGCAUCACUCAUAGGAGGUACUGGCUGGCUGACCGCUGGCCUUCUUCCCGCCGACGCCUAUGUUCAGCGCUACGGCUGCCUAUGUAUGGCCGCUGCAGGUGCCUUCCCUGCAGCACCUUCCAUGACGAAUUGGGUGACCUGCAACUCGCCGAGCUUCCUCACCUUGCCACUCGCAAUCGCGCUGCACAACAGCUGCGCAGGUAUUGGUCAGAUCAUUGCGCAAUGGAUUUGGAUGAACGACGAGCGAAGUCAAGGCUUCCCGACAGGCAACUUCGUGUGUGCGGCAUGUAGCUUCCUGGUGGCGGCAAUCGCUACAACACUCAGGCUGUGGUAUGGGAGGAUGAACAAGCUUGAAAGGUCAGACAGUAGGGGUGAUCAGAGGGUUUGGGCAUUGUAG
Molecule: messenger RNA, 1470 nt
Organism: Alternaria incomplexa
Lineage: Eukaryota; Fungi; Ascomycota; Dothideomycetes; Pleosporales; Pleosporaceae
Exons: 3
Coding region: 1-1470 (489 amino acids)
Biological process (GO): transmembrane transport
Cellular component (GO): membrane
Molecular function (GO): transmembrane transporter activity
Source: RefSeq, a predicted model, not a curated record